Messenger RNA from Guillardia theta CCMP2712, 1013 nucleotides. RefSeq lists its product as hypothetical. NCBI's taxonomy places the organism in Eukaryota, Cryptophyceae, Pyrenomonadales, Geminigeraceae. The transcript has a single exon. The coding region runs from base 93 to 1013 and encodes 306 amino acids. The record is from RefSeq and is a predicted model, not a curated record.
GAAUUAGGGAGUUUGGUUUGCUAUGUUUGGGAAACUGAAAUAAUUGCUUGACUCAGAAGACAGUGCACGAGUACUGAGAGUAAUUAACGACCAUGAGUCGAGAGGGAAGUGAGGUGUAUUCAUGGGGUCAAGGAGUUUUGGGUCAGCUUGGUCAUGGCGACGAGAAGACGCAGCGACAGCCCCGGUUGGUCGUUGCCUUCCUUGGCUUCAAUGUACGACAAGUAUCUUGCGGAAACCAGCACACAGCAAUACUUAUGGAGAAUGGAGAAGUUUUCACUUUCGGAAGAGGAAACUUUGGACAAUUGGGUCAGGGAGCAUCAGUCACAGCCAACGUCUCUACGCCUGCUCUCGUUAGUGCCCUUCAAGGCAAGCAUGUGAAGCAAGUAGCUUGCGGCUGGCACCAUACCUGUGCGCUCAUCGACAAUGGACAGCUUUACACAUGGGGAAGUGGUGAGUACGGUCGUCUUGGUCAUGGUGAUGAGGUUCGGCAAGCUUCUCCGAAACUUGUGGAGUCGCUUCAAGGCAAGGAGGUGACUUUUGUGGCGGCUGGUGGCUUCCAUUCCUCUGUGAUCAUUGAGGGAGGAAAUCUUCUUACGUGGGGCGGAGGCUAUUUCGGGCAGUUGGGGCAUGGCGACGAGACCGACCGGAAGACUCCCAAGAUGGUCAAGGGAGUACAGCAGUGCAUCGCUCAUGAAGUCGCGUGCGGAACUCAUCACACGUUGAUGUUGACGCAGAGUCAGGAGGUCUGGACUUGGGGGAGUGGAGAGUUCGGCAAGCUGGGCAUCGGAGAUGAGGAGAAGCAUGCAGAACCGAUCAUGAUCACAGCUCUUCAGGGCGUUGGGGUCAUACACAUCUCCACGGGAGGUUUUCACUCGGCAGCUCUCACGAGCGAAGGAGUUUUGUACACCUGGGGUGGAGGAGACAAAGGACAACUCGGACACGGCGACGAGAACAGUCAGAAUAUCCCUGUGGUUGUUGAGGUGAUCUCCUGUGACAUGUCGAUCCUUGUCUGA